GUGGUGGCGGCGGGUCACGUGGGUGCCGGACAAAUAGUGGAGUUCCCCAGCCUCUGGCACCGGCCUUGGAGGUGCAGAGCGAGGUGGGCUUGGCCGAACCUGUUGGGGUCGCAGUCAUGAAGCUGACGGUGACCUUGCUGGCCCUGGUGCUCCAAGUGUUCUCUCUGGAAAAUGGGCUGAUGCGGACGCCGCCCAUGGGCUGGCUGGCCUGGGAACGGUACCGCUGUAACAUCAACUGUAAGGAGGACCCUGACAAUUGCAUCAGCGAGCAACUGUUCAUGAACAUGGCUGACCGGCUGGUGGAGGACGGCUGGAGGGACCUGGGCUACACCUACAUCAACAUUGAUGACUGCUGGAUGAUGCCGGAACGGGAUGAGGACGGGAUCCUGGUGGCUGACCCCGAGAGAUUCCCCCAUGGCAUCAAGUACCUGGCAGACUAUGUUCACUCCCGGGGCCUGAAGCUGGGCAUCUAUGAAGACCUGGGUAACAAGACCUGCAUGGGUUACCCUGGCAGCACGCUGGACAAGGUGGUUCUGGACGCCCAGACCUUUGCCAGCUGGGAGGUGGACAUGCUGAAGCUGGACGGGUGUUACUCGAGCCCCGAGGACCGCGCUCAGGGGUACCCGAGCAUGUCGAAAGCCCUGAAUGCCACAGGCCGCCCCAUCGCCUACUCCUGCAGCUGGCCAGCCUACGACGGGGGUCUCCCUCCUGAGGUGAACUACACCCUCCUGAUGGACAUCUGCAACCUCUGGCGCAAUUAUGACGACAUCCAGGACUCGUGGCAAAGCGUCCUCACCAUCGUGGACUGGUUCACAAAGCACCAGGAAGUGCUGCAGCCCAUGGCGGGCCCCGGCCACUGGAACGACCCAGACAUGCUGCUCAUCGGGAACUAUGGGCUGAGCUUCGAGCAGGCCAAGUCACAGAUGGCUCUCUGGACCAUCUUCGCAGCCCCUCUCUUCAUGUCCACGGACCUUCGCACCAUGUCGGCCCAGAACAUGGACAUUCUGCAGAACAAACUCAUGAUUGAGAUUAACCAGGAUCCCUUGGGUGUCCAGGGACGCAGAAUCCUCAAGACCCAGGACGCCAUCGAGGUGUAUGUGCGCCCGCUGUCCAGGAAAGCCAGCGCCAUCGUCUUCUUCAGCCGCAGGACGGACAUGCCCUACCGCUAUCACACCACGCUCAGGUCCCUCAGCUUCACAGACUCACUGUUGUACGAGGCCCAGGACGUCUACACAGAAAACAUCAUCAGCGGCCUCACGGCAGACACCAACUUCACCGUGGUUAUCAACCCAUCAGGCGUUGUCAUGUGGUACCUGUACCCCAUCUCGGGCUUGGAGAACCCCCUGGCCAGUAAGACGUUCCUCCGGUUGUGA
This is a messenger RNA of Vombatus ursinus (common wombat), 1373 nucleotides long. It is a transcript of the gene NAGA, whose product is annotated as alpha-N-acetylgalactosaminidase. Gene Ontology annotation, molecular function: alpha-galactosidase activity. NCBI's taxonomy places the organism in Eukaryota, Metazoa, Chordata, Mammalia, Diprotodontia, Vombatidae. Gene Ontology annotation, cellular component: cytoplasm. Gene Ontology annotation, biological process: glycosylceramide catabolic process; glycoside catabolic process; oligosaccharide metabolic process. The transcript is spliced from 9 exons. The coding region runs from base 117 to 1373 and encodes 418 amino acids. The record is from RefSeq and is a predicted model, not a curated record.